Molecule: messenger RNA, 1785 nt
Organism: Nannizzia gypsea CBS 118893
Lineage: Eukaryota; Fungi; Ascomycota; Eurotiomycetes; Onygenales; Arthrodermataceae
Exons: 7
Coding region: 1-1785 (594 amino acids)
Biological process (GO): transmembrane transport
Cellular component (GO): fungal-type vacuole membrane
Molecular function (GO): transmembrane transporter activity
Source: RefSeq, a predicted model, not a curated record
AUGGACUUUGGGCCGGACAGUAGCAAUCCACCUAGCCUCGCAAACAGCUAUUAUAGCAAUAAUGCGGCCAGGCGAAGCAACCUAAACUUUUCCCGCCCAUUAGCACAGCAGCUACAGGCAGCUGAGCAGCAAGACGAUUCCCAGUCAUCUAAUCGCCAAAACAGAUUUCACUCCGCUGGAUCUUCGGGAGAGCAACUUAUCCCUUUAUCCCCCACACAUAGAGCUUCAAACAUGAACUGCCCUGGACUUAUACACCGGCCUAGGUCACCCGCCAGCUCCCCUAUGACAUCGCCGUCUCAUUCUCCCAGUCCAUGGGCCCGAGAACCAAGUUCUCUAAUACCGAUGAGAUACGCCAGCGAACACAUCCAAAGACCUGUCUCUAGACUUACUGUUCCUAGAACAAGGCCAGGUCCCCGACCUAACUCUGGUAUCUCGAUCACUCCAGCAGAUUUUCCCGGGAUAUCCCACUACCAACCUAUGUCAUAUGGACAGCUAAAGGAGAUCCGUCGAGUAGCUGACCGAAGCGACAGACCUAAGUUCCCGUCUCUGUCUGAGGAACAAGAUGAGUUUUGCUCAGAGCCACCUGAUGGUGGAUUUAUGGCAUGGGCCCAUGCUGCUUCAGGGUUUUUCAUCACUUUCAACACCUUGGGUCUGAAUAUGGCAUUUGGUGUUUUCCAAGCUUACUACUCCAAAGUAUUGCUACGAGGUUCAAGCCCAUCCAAAAUCUCCUGGAUAGGAUCUUUCCAGAUAUUCGCUAACUUCGCCCUCUUCCUUCUGGUCGGUCUCCUGACUAGCAAGGGCUACUUUAAGCUCUGUUUCCGCGGUGGCGCCGUCGGCCUCAUGCUAACCAUCUUGCUAACCGGUUUCUGCAAGGAGUGGUGGCAGUUCUUUCUGGUGCAGGGUGUACUCAUGGGUUGCUCGAUGGGUCUUGUUUUCACUUCUGCAGUCACGGUAACUACUACUUAUUUUUCUACUAAUUUGGGGAUUGCUACAGCCCUGGCGGCUGUAGGAUCUAGUUUUGGUGGUGUGAUACACCCAAUUAUAUUCAAUUACUCCAUCCAUAAAGUCGGGUUUGGAUGGACCCUUCGAAUUAUAUUGUUGGUGAACAUAAUCACCAUGAUCUUUCCUUUAAUUAUAAUUCGAGAACGACCCGGAGUGCCGAGGAGCUCCAACGGCACCAUGGACUGGACAAUGUUUACAGAUCUUUCUUACCUGCUGAUGGCUGCCGGAAUGUUCUUCUCCUUCUGGGGAGUGUACUUUGGCUUCUACUUCAUAUCGUUAUUUGGACAAGACAUUCUAGAUAUGACACCGCAGAUGUCGCUUAACCUGCUCAUAGCCAUGAAUACUUGCAACAUGCUGGGCCGUCUCAUUCCCGGUAUCAUAAGCGAUGCCUGCCUCGGACCUCUAAACACAGUUAUACCCUUCGCAUUCGUAUCGGCGACUUUCAUCUUUUCAUGGAUCGGCGUCGACUCCGUGACGAGCAUCUAUCUGACGGGGUGUUUCUAUGGAUUCUCUGCCGCGGCUAUUCAGAGUCUCUACUUGCCAACUGUCUUUAGUUUCAUGGGGGGCAGCCGCAAAAACUCUCCCUCGCGGGUAGGACUGGUUUUUAUCCUGAUAGCUCUCGCAACGCUGACAGGAGCACCCAUAGGAGGUCGUUUGGUCACGCUGGGAAAGGGAUCAUAUUUAUAUGCUCAACUCUUUGCUGGGAUCUCAUUGACGCUGGCUACAGGUUUGUUCAUAGCAGCGCGGUAUGUGAAACAUGGCUGGAAGUCAGACAAGCUGUGA